Messenger RNA from Perkinsus marinus ATCC 50983, 1293 nucleotides. RefSeq names its product Thermitase, putative. Lineage: Eukaryota; Perkinsozoa; Perkinsida; Perkinsidae. Gene Ontology annotation, molecular function: serine-type endopeptidase activity. The record is from RefSeq and is a predicted model, not a curated record. Bases 1 to 1293 code for a protein of 430 amino acids. Gene Ontology annotation, biological process: proteolysis. The transcript has a single exon.
AUGUGCAACCUUCGCGUUCCCAUUCUCGCCUUGUGGGCGGUAUCCGCUAGUAGCUUGGAUGACACUAUCGUAUCUAUCAAACGCAUGAGUGACGACGUCGACAUUCGUCGUCUCCCUGGAAUGCUGAAGGCUGCUGGUUAUAUGCCGGAUCAGAAGAUUGCCUCUUUCCUGGCUACGGCUGAGGUCGUCACUCUUGGGUUCAUUCACGCCCAAACCGUCAAGACUUCGUCCACCACCGUCGACAGCGAUACUCUCUGCGAUUUCGUGUCUAUGGCUAGCCGCAAGCUGUCAUUGAAAACGCACUGCGCCGCGGAUGAGUACGGCCAGGUCGAAGAAUAUGAUAACGACUUGCAUGUGAACGAUACCGAUGCUAGCUUUCAGAGGCAUCUCAAGUGGAUGAACAUGGGUGAGGUUUGGCAGCUGGCUCUACCUCAUGUCAAGCGGGAUGUCAAAGUGGCCGUAAUUGACUCUGGCAUCAAUUGGGAUGAUGCCGACUUCGCUCCCCUGAAAACAAAACUACCUAAGAAGAGUGGGGGUGAGAUUGAUGGAGGGUGGAAUCUCCUCACGCAGUCGUCCGACUUGACAACUGAAAGCGCGCACGGCACCAAAGUGAGCAAAAUCCUGGCCGCUAAGAGUAACAACUCGGCUGGUAUAGCGGGGGUCGCCCCCAAUGUCAUACUGGUGCCAUUACAGAUAGUAAAUUCGGUUACGGCCCCUCUUUCGAGGACUCUCGCUGCUAUGGACUUGGCCAUUGAUCUUGGGGUCGAUAUCGUAUCAAUGUCCUUCACAUUCAAAUUUACACGGAUUAUAGAAGGAAAGUUUGUGAUGUUUGAAGCUCUCCGCUCUUUACAUACCAAUGGCAUUAUCUACGUCUCCUCAUCUGUAAUCGACGGUGUAAUAGCUGACAACCAUUUCCCUUGUAGGUAUGGUGGCCCACUUGGUAUCUGUGUAGCCAGUAUAGAGAACGACAGAACUCAUAAUGUGCUCACUGGCUACUCGAACUGGGGUCAGAGAGUCGAUGUCGCAGCUUACGGUAACAGAAUUCUCACCGGUCGUGAUAAUGAUGGCAAUCUGACCUACUUCAGCGGCACUUCAGCCGCUGCUCCGAUUGUCUCUGGCGUCGCCGCCAUUCUUCUAUCAAUCGGUGUAGCCCCCCUUGACGUCAAGCCUUUGAUAAUAGGUUACGGCGAUCCUGUCGUGAGCGACGCAGGCCAUACUUUAAGACAUCGCAAUGCUGCUCUCAACGUUCUCAGAACUGUGAGGACCGCCUUACGGCAUAUUCAAACUCACUAG